This is a messenger RNA of Solea solea (common sole), 4638 nucleotides long. RefSeq names its product solute carrier family 27 member 6 (gene slc27a6). The transcript has 11 exons. Bases 241 to 2112 code for a protein of 623 amino acids. Lineage: Eukaryota; Metazoa; Chordata; Actinopteri; Pleuronectiformes; Soleidae. Gene Ontology annotation, molecular function: long-chain fatty acid transmembrane transporter activity; long-chain fatty acid-CoA ligase activity. The record is from RefSeq and is a predicted model, not a curated record.
UAAAGAGCGCCGAGACGAGUCUAAAAGCGGAUAAUUGGACAUGUUUAGAAUGAAGCGCCACACUUAUUUUCCUGCUGACAAAGGAACACCGGCACCGUCCGACCGUACGUCACCAAAGAAAAGGAAAUACGCCGCCGAAAAACGUGUGCGCGGCAGACGCCGGGAGCUAACGAGCGUGGAGUCACUGAUGUUUACAACGUGACGAUGACGUCGCGUGUUUUCCGCUGAACAGCCGUGGACAUGGCUCAGUCUCUGGCAUGGCUCUGGGCUGUGGCCGUGGGUGUUUUCUCGGCUCACGUUCUCCAGAAACUCUGCUUCCCGUACUUCUGGAUGGACGCGCUGUUCCUGCUGAAGGUGGUGAAGUGCGGUUUGGAGCUCGAGCUCCAGAAGUUCUCCUCCAGCGUGACCACGUUGAUGGACAUGUUCGUGCGGCAGGCGCAGCGCGUGCCCAACAAGCCGUUCGUCGUCUACGAGGGACGCGUCCACACGUACCGGGACGUGGACGCGCGAAGCAACAGGCUGGCCCGUGUUUUCCUGGAGAAAGUUGCCCUGAAGAAAGGAGACUGUGUGGCUCUGCUCAUGAGUAACGAGCCCGACUUCCUGUGCGUCUGGUUCGGCUUGGCGAAGAUCGGCUGCCCGGUGGCUUUUCUCAACUUCAACAUCAAGUCCAAGUCUCUGCUGCACUGCGUUCACAGCUGUGGAGCCACAACUCUCAUCGUGGGCUCAGACUUAGUGGAAAGCCUGGACGGCAUCCUCAGCAGCCUGCGGGAGGACAACAUUGAGAUUUGGGCUAUGAAGAGCCACAGCGAGGACACUCGGGUGCACACCUUGUUGGAUAAGAUGGAGGCUGCGUCUGAGCGGCCUGUACCAGCGGCAUUACGUGCCACCAAGUCUUUCAAAACCCCUACUCUGUACAUCUUCACCUCUGGAACAACUGGUCUCCCUAAAGCUGCAGUGAUCACUCACCUCCAGUGUGUGAAAGGAGCAACCGGCUUUUGGGCUUUUGGAGGGACUGAAGAUGACGUGAUAUACAUUACUCUGCCGCUCUACCACAGUGCUGCUUCAUUGAUCGGGAUAGGAGGAACCAUAGGGCUGGGAGCAACCUGUGUCUUGAAGAAGAAGUUCUCCGCCUCCCAGUUCUGGAGUGACUGUCGGAAACACGACGUGACUAUUAUCCAGUACAUCGGUGAACUCUGCAGAUACCUCUGCAACCAACCUAAGAUGGAGGCAGAUAAAGUUCACAAGGUGCGGCUGGGAAUUGGGAACGGGCUGCGGCAGGACGUGUGGCGGGAGUUCCUGAGUCGCUUUGGAAAUAUUAAGAUGUGCGAGGUGUACGGCUCCACGGAGGGAAACCUGUGCUUCAUGAAUCACAUUGGCAAGAUUGGAUCUGUGGGCCGGUCCAACAUCUUCUACAGGUUCCUGUUUAAGUAUGAUCUGGUUAAGUACAACAUGGAGAGGGAGGAGCCAGUAAAAGAUGAGCGUGGUUUCUGUCAGCGAGUGCAAACAGGAGAGACGGGGCUUUUAUUGUCCAAGGUGAGCGCCGUCGCCCCCUUCUUUGGCUACGCUGGAAACAAGCAGCUGACUGAGAAGAAGCUGAUGAGAAACGUGUUUGUGAAGGGAGACGCCUACUUUAACACCGGUGACCUGAUGGCUGAAGACCAGGAGGGCUUCAUCUGCUUCAAGGACAGAGUGGGAGACACUUUCAGGUGGAAAGGUGAAAACGUAGCAACGACAGAGGUGGCAGUGAUUCUGGGGCAGGUGGAUUUUAUACAAGAAGCCAACGUGUAUGGAGUGGAAAUCCCAGGAUAUGAGGGCAGAGCAGGAAUGGCUGCCAUGAUUCUGAGACUCGGUCGCACAUUUGAUGGGAAGCAGCUGUUUGAGCGCGUGACCGCGGAUCUGCCGUCGUACGCUCGGCCGCUCUUCAUCAGACUUCAGGAGGUCAUGGAGCUCACGAGCACCUUCAAGCAGCGCAAGUUACAGCUGGUGCAGAGCGGCUUCGACCCGUCCACCAUCUCAGAUCCUCUCUAUGUGCUGGAUCACGAGCAGAAGGACUACAUUCCACUCACAGACACUAUCUAUCAGAGCAUCCUCACUGCACAGCGCAAGCUUUGAAUGUUCAUGUAGAUGAGGCGUCUGCGGCGGUUACGAGUUCAGAUAUUUGAACUUGGUUGAAAAAUGUGUGUGUGUGUGCGUGUGUGUGUGUGUGCGUGUGUGCGUGCGUGUGUGUGUGUGCGUGUGUGUGUGUGUGUGUGUGUCACAGCAUCGUUGGACAGUUGUUGGCUGCACAGACGGGAUUAUUGAACUCACCAGCGUUGGGAUCACAGCUCUCUCUCUCUCUCUCUCUCUCUCCUGAGCUUCUCUUAUCAAACGCUCACAGACGGACGCGGCCGCUUCUUAUCAUGUGACCUCUCCACAGAUGCAGCAGCUCUCCUCCUGCUUCCCUCUUGCCCUCCCUCUUGAGGCUGUUGCCAUAAUUGCUAGAGUAUCUGAGACCACCUCUUUCAAGCGGACCUGAGUUUGGGGGUUCGAUCCACAUCAGCGGUCUGAAAACUACGUUCACACCAAACCAGACAGACUGUGCUAAAGCUGUAAAUGCACCAGGCUUUGAUUCCGUCGUGUCAAACAUGACGAGCAUCAACCACGUGAGUUUCAGUAUGUUUCCAACUCCUUUAUCAAAGCUGAAUAAAACAUUUCGAGUUGUGGCUGGGUGAUAUUUUGGGUUUGGGUUUAAAUGUCAUCAAUUGAAUCAUCAGCAUGUUUCCUGUGGCACGUUACAUGCGAGACACAGGACAAGAUUUGGUCUUCAGUGUCCAAAAUCCUGUCUGCUGUAACUCUGAGAGACAAUUGAGGUCCCGGCUUCUAAGUUAUGUGGUCAGUUUUGACAAAUGGCUUAAAUACUUUAAAAAUGAAUUUAAUUAUUUAAUUCUCGUUCAAAUGUCACUCAAGUGCCUUAACGACGAAGCUCAGGGACUCGAUCUUAGUGGCGUGUCAAAUUUACACUUUACAUUUUAUUUUUUGUCUUUACUAAACAUACUAAACAUACUUUUUUAUUGAUUCCAUCAUUUAUCAGAAUUCUGCCUGACUGAGCAAUGACAGCACAUGAUGCUAAAUCUGUAAUAACCGUUGGAUAUUUGGCAUAUUUCAUAUUUUUCCAUGUUGUGUGUUUUUAAUGCUGUGAAACUUUAUCUAUUUGUUUUUCCCUUUUCUUUUACAAUGUGCUGCUAUUACAGUUGAACUCCUGUCAGGUCACAUGACCGUCAGAUAAGAUCAGAUCAGUAUUUGCACUUUCACAGUCACAAUAAGCUUGUUCUGCUCGUACAUUUACACCAGCUUAUGUCACCACAUGACACUUAACAACGACUCAAUCCACACUUCACUGAUUAUUCAAGGGUUACUAAAUGAAUUUUGAUUAACCAUCUGUUGUUUGUUUUCAAUUUUCAGCUUCUUAAAUUUGAAUCUUUUCUGGGGUUUUCUUAGUUUCUUAAAGGAAAUAAAUCAUUCAAAGUGAAUGAGUUUGGUUUGUGGACAAAACAAGAAUUUUUCUGACGUGUUGUGGAUCAAACAACCAAUGAAUCGAUAAUGAAAACAGUCGUCAUUAGAACACAUCACUCUCUACGUUGGAAAUGUCAGAGCAUUAUUAAACUUUAUAAUUAUUAUACUUUUAAAAGGCGGUAAAUCACCUUCAGCUGGAGCCGCUGUUGCCAUGACAACGAGUCCUGCUGUUUACAGACUUUUCCUGGAUAAAAAUGAUCAGAAACAUCAUUUGUUUCAAAUACUUGAGAAAUAACUUAAUUUGAGGAUGAAACCAUGUUCAUUUCAAACAGAAUUUAACAUUUCCAGUGAAAUGUGAUAUUUCCAGAUUUGGUGAUGUUUUUUUGUUUUACAAAAGUUAAAUAUUAAAAAUAUUUCCUUUAUUAGAAGUGUAGGUCUGAAGUUAUCGAGCGUUUAACAAUCCGUCCAUUUACAAAAAAAACACAGAUUUUUAACAACUAGUGAACUUUCAGUUCAUCGUAUUUCAAUCUAAACAGACUGAAAAUGUGAUAAUAUUUUUGCUGAGUAAUGAUGUGGGCGGUUAAUGAGAAUUGUGUGUUGUUAACAGCUUCAUACUUGAAAAGGUCUAAAAUGACGGAGUAUCAGCAGAUUCUGGAGUUUGUGAUAUCGUAUCAUAAAAUUCAUAUUCUAAUGAUUUUGUUUAAAAAUGCAGCGAGAGCAGACUGAGGCUCAGUUUUCCUCUUUCUUUCCCUCCAUCCUUCACUUUUGUUUCUCGUGUCUCGUGCCUGGCUAAUAUAUAGAUAUUAUAUAGAUAUAUAAUAUCUAAAUAAUAUCUAUAUAAUGGAUCGUUAUGGUGACAUGACAUAUGGUCUCAGAUUGUGGAUAUUGUCACACUGAGAUAAAGUGUCUGGUUUUAAACGUUGUUGCAUUGAUAAUCAUAUUUAUUACGUUCAAUUAUAAAUGAUGUAUUGAUGAAAAAUGCAUGAACUGACAAAGUUAGAUUUUAAAUAACACUUCUUUGCUCUUUUCAUUGUUUCUAACACACGUGCAUGUCCUUCAUUUAAGAAAUAAAGCAGUUAUGAUCAGAAAUGAAAGGUAAUAAGAUUCUGGAAUAAACAUCAUCAUCAUCAUCAUCAUCAUCAUCAA